AUGUCCUGCUCUCAUGACGCUCACGAUCACGAUCACGACCAUGGUCAUUCUCACGAUGUUCCUCUUGACGUAUCUCCCUUAGAUUCCUUAUACGGUCAGAUAGAUUUGCCCAAUGUGACUGCUCUGAACGCCGAGGGAGGUGGUGAAGAAGGACAGAAGGUGAUCAAGAGUUGGGAUAUGAAGGAUGAUGAUACUCUGUGGUGCGAGAGCGAAGUCGAUGACGAGUUGAUCAUCAAGAUCCCAUUCACCGCCUCCGUCUCUUUACGAUCGAUAACCUUGAGAGCUGGACCUUCAGGUAAAGUACCGAGCGAGAUGAAGCUGUUCCGUGAUAAUCCCUCACUAGACUUCUCAGAUGCCUCUCAAUCGUCACCCACUCAAUCUUUUGACGUGGUUGAUGUCAAAGAAGGAGUGGAGUAUCAAGUCAAAGCAGCAAAAUUCAAUGGUCUUACGUCUCUGACGAUUUAUUUCCCAGGAAACAACUCGGAUGGCGAAGAGGAGACUACUAGGAUUUAUUAUAUAGGUAUGAGGGGGACGCAUCAACCUCUUCCAAAUAGACCUGGGGUGAUAGUCUACGAAUCGUCAGCCAGACCGGCAGAUCACAAGACGGAAGGUAUAAAUGAAGGUCAGACGUUCAGACCCGGUUUCUAA
This is a messenger RNA of Kwoniella botswanensis, 648 nucleotides long. RefSeq lists its product as uncharacterized. NCBI's taxonomy places the organism in Eukaryota, Fungi, Basidiomycota, Tremellomycetes, Tremellales, Cryptococcaceae. The record is from RefSeq and is a predicted model, not a curated record. The transcript has 7 exons. The coding region runs from base 1 to 648 and encodes 215 amino acids. Gene Ontology annotation, cellular component: nucleus.